Aureobasidium vineae is the source of this 1995-nucleotide messenger RNA. NCBI's taxonomy places the organism in Eukaryota, Fungi, Ascomycota, Dothideomycetes, Dothideales, Saccotheciaceae. The record is from the annotation of a GenBank genome assembly.
GAACUCGCCUUCAUCAUGAUGCCGUUUGUGUGGUUGGCGGUCGCCUCUUUGAUCAGUGUCUACGCCUUCAACUAUUACCGUUGCUACACGCGCAACCUCGCCGCAGCCAAACAAUCGGGCCUGCCCUAUAUCGUAGCACCAGUUUAUGCGUUCAAUCGAUUCUGGCUCGUAACACACAAGCUCUGGCUUCCGUUACUCGAAAAACUCCCCAAAUCCUGGACAGAUCCAUGGUUACAGAUCGAGCUGACCGAUAUUCAGGNNUUCUUGGAUCCUGAGUGGACUUGGUUGAAGAGGCACGAGCCCUUCAAGGCCAUUGGAAGUGACAUUUUCAUCGUGUGUUCGCCCGGCAGGAACUCGGUGUACGUUGCCGACCCCGAGGCAACCACACAGAUCACCACUCGUCGCAAUGAUUUUCCUAAGCCAAUCGAAAUCUACGGCUCUGUGGAUCUGUUUGGCAAGAACGUGGUGAGCACAGAAGGCUCGAUAUGGCGUCACCAUCGCAAGAUCACAUCUCCUCCAUUCACCGAGAAGAACAAUCAUCUUGUGUGGCAGGAGAGUCUGCACCAAGCUCAGAGCAUGAUGGCUUCGUUCGUUGACGAGAAGGCCGAGAAGGGUACUGUGUCUGAUAUCGCCGCUGCCACUAUGCGCUUGAGUUUGCAUGUUAUCAGUCGUGCUGGCUUUGGCAGACGUCUGUUGUGGCCGCACGAGGAAGUCAAGGAGAAUGGACAAGCUGGAGUCGUACCUGAGGGUCACACUAUGACUUACAAGGAUGCACUGAGCACACUGCUGGAAAACAUCAUCGCUGUGAUGCUACUCCCGAAAUGGUUCCNNUUGGUAAGCUCUGGUUUCGGUGUAGUGAUUUCACGAAUAUUGACAAUGUACACAGCAAACUCACCAAUCAAGCAGAACAAAAUCGCCUACGAAUCAUUUACUGAGUGGGGCAAGUAUAUGCGGGAAAUGUAUCAAGACAAGAAGGCCGAAAUCAAAGCAGGCGAGAAGCGCGAAGGCAUGGAUCUCAUGGGAGCACUUGUAAGUGGUGCAGGUAUCAAGGCAAACCAAGACCCAGAGAAGGCCGACACACAACUACUCACCGACAAUGAGAUCUUGGGUAAUGCUUUUGUCUUCAUCCUGGCUGGUCACGAGACUGCAGCAAAUACCCUUCACUUCGCCAUGUUGUACCUGGCAAUGAACUGGUCCACUCAGGAAAUGCUUCAGAAGGACCUGGACGAGAUCUUUGGAGAUCGAACCAUUGACCAGUGGGAUUACGACCAGGACGUGCCAAAACUGUUUGGUGGCAUGUGCGGCGCUGUCAUGAACGAAGAGCUCCGCUUGAUCCCACCUGUGGUCGGCAUCCCUAAAUGCACACCCAAAGGUUCGCCACAACCACUAACCCUUGCCGGCCGCCGUGUGAUCGUACCCGAAGGCAGCGCCAUCACCCUCUGCACUGUUGGAUCUCACCGCAACCCCAAAUACUGGCCUACACUCUGUGGUUCGAACGCCUCAGAAGCCGAAGUCGAGAAAGAUCUGGCAUCUUGGAAACCCCAACGAUGGAUUCAGGACUCGUCAAAAUCAAAUUCAUCGGCAGCAAAGCAACAACAAACCCAACAAUCUGACUCAGAAGAAGACAUCGGUGGCCCACAAUCGUCAGACACAUCUUCUCAUCUCUUCAAUCCCGAACGAGGAGCUUUCAUCCCCUUCUCAGAAGGCUACCGCGCAUGUCUCGGUCGCCGUUUCGCUCAAGUCGAGGUGCUCGCUGUACUGGCCGCCAUUUUCCGCGAAUAUAGUGUAGAACUUGACUUGGACAAACAUGCAAGUGAAGAGAAACUUGCUGCCAUGGACGAAACUUCGAGAAGACAGACGUGGGAUAAGGCCAGGAAUACUGCGGAAGACUUGCUCAAGCAUGGCAUGAUGACCAUUAUUACGAUUCAGAUGCGCGCUGGCAAGGUACCGGUCAAGUUCACCAAGAGAGGAAGCGAAAAGUACAAGUAUAACUGA